Molecule: messenger RNA, 3330 nt
Organism: Passer montanus (Eurasian tree sparrow)
Lineage: Eukaryota; Metazoa; Chordata; Aves; Passeriformes; Passeridae
Product: mitochondrial import inner membrane translocase subunit TIM16-like
Exons: 31
Coding region: 87-3260 (1057 amino acids)
Biological process (GO): protein import into mitochondrial matrix
Cellular component (GO): TIM23 mitochondrial import inner membrane translocase complex
Molecular function (GO): protein binding
Source: RefSeq, a predicted model, not a curated record
CGGGGCGGGACCGCGGAGCGGCGGGGCCGGGCCGGGCCGGGCCGGGCAGGGCUGGGCACGGCUCGGAGCGGUACAGCCGGAGCACCAUGAACCGCUUCAAGGCGUCCAAGUUCCGGCACACCGAGGCCCGGCUGCCCCGCAGGGAGGCCUGGAUCAGCGGGAUCCGAGCAGGCUCUGUCCCCUCCUGUGGGAGCCAGGUGAAGGCCAGCUGCCGCUGGAUCGCCUUCAACACCGAGGCCGCCGGUGUGCUGGGCAUUGUGCCCCUGGAGUGCGAGGAUGGGGGCAAGAGGACCAUAUCUCAGCUCUGCUGCCACUCAGAUGUGGUCACAGACUUUGACUUCUCACCCUUCGAUCAGCUCUUGCUGGCCACAGGCUCUGCAGAUGAGACGGUGAAGGUGUGGCGCCUGCCCGAGGGUGGCCAGGACAUUCCUGGUGGCUCGGGGCUGACCCUGGGGCCCGGGGGGGCCCCGCUGGAUGUGCUGCAGUUCCACCCCACGGCAGACGCUGUCCUGGCCAGCGGUGCGGGGAAGAGAGUCACUGUGUGGGACCUGGGCCAGCAGCAGCCCCUGACAGUCCUGGAUUCCCACGGGGACCAGCUGCAGAGCCUGACCUGGAAGCGAGACGGGCGCCUGCUCGGCACCUCCUGCAAGGACAAGAAACUGCGGAUCUUUGACCCCCGAGCAGGCCCAGCUGCCUCCCAGAGUGUCCCGGGACACGACAACAACAAGGACUCCCGGCUGCUCUGGAUGGGCUCCAGCGAUUUCCUCAUCUCCGUGGGGUUCAGCCAGAUGCGGGAGCGGGAGGUGAAGCUGUGGGACACGCGGAGGCUCAGCGGGGCGACGCUCACCAUGGCACUGGACACCUCACCUGGGGUGACCAUCCCUCUGUACGACGCCGACACGGGGCUGCUGGUGCUGGCAGGGAAGGGAGAAAACCUCCUCUACUGCUUCGAGGUGUCCCCCACACAGCCAGCACUCACCCAGGUGACGCAGUGCCGCACAGAGGGCAGCACGCGGGGCCUGGCGGCCGUGCCACGCCUGGCCCUGGAUGUCAUGGCCUGCGAGGUGCUCCGAGUCCUGCAGCUCACUGACACCGCCCUCGUCCCUGUCAGCUACCUGGUGCCACGCAAGUCUGUCCAGGAGUUCCACGAGGAUCUGUUCCCUGACUGCACAGGGAUGCUGCCAGCCACCGAUGCCCAAGGCUGGUGGGCAGGGGACAGCCAGCAGGUGGGGAGGGUGAGCCUGCACCCUGCACGGAGACCCACGGAGACCUUCACAUCCCCCAUCAUUGCUGGCACCGGCCCCACCGACACCGGCCACACCAACACCGACACCGGCCACACCGACACCGACACUGGCCACACCGACCCCGACCAGAGUGAAGCCAGUGGCUACUCCUCACCAUCCUCACUGGCCUCACCGGGCAGCGCGGCCACCUCGCUCUCCGCCAGCACCGGCCCCUCCAGUGGCUUUGCCAGCAGCCCCAGCCAGAAGUCCCUGCAGAGCAUUUUGGGGCCCAGCUCCCGCUUCCGGCACGCGCAGGGCCGGGUGCUGCACCGGGACCAGCACCUCACCAACCUGCGGGGGCUCAGCCUCACCACGCCGGGCGAGUGCGACGGCUUCUGCGCCAACCAGCAGCGCGCCGCCCUGCCCCUGCUCUCUGCCGGCGGCCAGAUCGCCGUCCUGGAGCUCUCCAAGCCCGGCCGUCUCCCCAACGUGGCCGUGCCCACCAUCCAGAACGGCGCAGCCGUGGCCGACCUCACCUGGGACCCCUUCGACCCGCGGCGCCUCGCUGUCGCGGGCGAGGACGCCAAGAUCCGGCUGUGGCGGAUCCCUGAGGGAGGGCUGCAGGAGACCCUGCAGGAGCCUGAAGCUGUUCUCCGAGGUCACACGGAAAAGAUUUACUCCAUCCGCUUCCACCCCAUGGCAUCCGAUCUCCUGGUCUCCUCCUCCUAUGACAUGACCGUGCGGAUCUGGGAGCUGAGCGCCGGGCGGGAAGUCUUGUGCCUGCAGGGACACACGGAUCAGAUUUUCAGCAUGGCUUGGAGCCCGGAUGGGAAGAAGCUGGCAACGGUGAGCAAAGACGGACGGAUACGGCUCUACGAGCCACGGCGCAGCUCUCAGCCUCAACAGGAGGGCCCAGGUCCCGAGGGGGGACGCGGAGCACGCCUGGUUUGGGUUUGUGGUGGUGACUACCUGCUGGUGUCCGGCUUUGACAGCCGCAGCGAGAGGAGGAUCCUCCUGUACCGGGCACAGGCCCUGCCUGAAGGACCCUUGGCUGUGCUUGGUCUGGACGUGGCCCCUUCCACCCUCCUGCCCUUUUACGAUGAGGAUACCAGCGUAGUCUUCCUCACCGGCAAGGGUGACACCAGAGUCUUCCUCUAUGAAGUGACCCCCGAGCCCCCCUAUUUCCUGGAGUGCAACAGCUUCACCUCCAAUGAACCCCACAAGGGCUUCGUCUUCCUGCCCAAAACGGCGUGCGAUGUGCGGGAGGUGGAGUUUGCCCGGGCGCUGCGCCUGGGGCAGAGCACCCUGGAGCCCGUGGCUUUCCACGUGCCACGCGUCAAGAAGGAGUACUUCCAGGACGAUGUGUACCCGCCGACCCGCGUGCGGUGGGAGCCGGCCCUGGGCGCGGGGGCCUGGCUGGACGGGCAGGACGGGCAGCAGCGCCGCACCAGCCUGCGCCCCGCAGACAUGGUGCCAGUGAGUGAGGCCCCCAAAGAGGCUCCGGCUCGGAAGUUCGUCCCUGCGUCCGUGUACCUGGAGGAGAAGACAGAUGAGCAGAAGAAGGAGGAGCUCCUCAGUGCCAUGGUGGCCCGGCUGGGCAACAGGGACGACCCGCUGCCGCAGGACUCCUUCGAGGGCGUGGACGAGGACGAGUGGGCCAAGUACCUGGCACAGAUCAUUCUGGUGGGGGCCCAGGUGGUGGGACGGGCCUUCAUGCGGGCGCUGCGCCAGGAGUUUGCAGCGAGCCAGGCCGCGGCCGACGCGCGGGGCCGCGCCGAGAGGCCGCAGUCCGCCGCCGCCUCCCGCAUCAUCGGCAUCAGCCUGCAGGAAGCUCAGCAGAUCCUCAACGUCUCCAGCCUCAACCCCGAGGAGAUCCAGAAGAACUACGACCACUUGUUCAAGGUGAACGACAAAUCAGUGGGAGGCUCCUUCUACCUGCAGUCCAAGGUGGUGCGAGCCAAGGAGCGGCUGGACGAGGAGCUGCGCAUCCAGGCCAGGGGUGACACGGAGAAGGGGCGGAAAGCCGAGACGUGACUCCUGCCACCCCUGCCCCCGUGCCCCUCACCCUUAACUUAUAGGUAGCCAAUAAACACCGUGUCCUGCA